UCUGAUAUAUCCAGAUAGACAAGUACUUAUAAAUCUAUCUUUCUCAAGUUAUGCAAACUAUCGCCGGUAAUUACGCAGUACACAUUAUUCUAUCCCGAGUGGUUUAACAGGCAGAUUGCACCUUAAACCAUACAGUGGCACUAUGGCAACAGGCGGCGACCGUCUUUUGGUUGCUGCUAUUGACUUCGGAACAACGUAUUCCGGGUGGGCAUUUUCAUUCAAGCAUGACUUCGACACGAAUCCAAGCAAGGUUUCAAUGAAAACAUGGACUGGAAAUCAACUGGUAUCUCUUAAAGCACCAACUUGCUUGUUAAUCAAACCGGACGGCAAAACCAUGUACUCGUUUGGUUUCGAUGCAGAGACGAAAUAUAGUGAGCUUAGUCAGACAAAAGAACACAAAAAGUGGUACUACUUCCGCAGAUUCAAAAUGAAUCUGUGGAAAAAGCCGUUACAUGGAGACACGAUGUUGGAUGACGAAACUGGUAAAAGCCUACGUGCCUUGACCGUGUUCUCGCUGUGCAUCAGGUACAUGGUUGAAGAUAUGACCGCUAUGUAUAAACAACAGGUUAGCGGCAUGGAUCCGAAAAACAUACAUUGGGUACUCACAGUUCCUGCAAUAUGGGAUGAUGCAGCCAAACAAUUUAUGAGACAUGCUGCUGAAGAGGCUGGAAUAUCCGGUUCAAAUUUAUCAAUUGCAUUAGAGCCCGAAGCUGCAUCUAUAUACUGCAGACAACUACCCGUACAUGUUGACGAACAAGGCAGGUUUUCGAGAUUUCAAACGGGCACCAAAUACGUGGUUCUAGAUGCUGGAGGUGGCACAAUCGACAUAACAGUACACGAAAUAUGCGACGGAGGACAUCUAAAAGAACUUUACAAAGCAACAGGCGGAGCGUGGGGUGGAACAGUGGUUGACAAUGCUUUUUUGGACUUUAUCGAAACGUUGAUAGGUAAGGACAUGCUAAUGCGGUUCAAGGAAGAGAACAUGGAAGACUUCAUAGACUUUCUUCGUGACUUCGAGCUAAAGAAGAGAGCAUCGGAAUCAACACGUAAAGAAAAUGUGACUAUCAAAAUACCGUUUGAUCUCAUAGAACUUGUAAACAGCAAAGUCAAGUCUUCGCCAUACAACAAACAGGUUACACUGGCAGGUGACAAGUUGCGUAUGGAUAUCAGCGUGUUUCGGUUAUUCUUCAAGGAAUCGAUUGAUAACAUCGUUAUGCAUGUAAAAGAUCUGCUGGGAAAUAGUGAGGCUUCUGGUGUGGAGGCUAUACUGAUGGUGGGGGGAUACUCUGAGUCACCAAUACUAAAGGAGACUAUUCAAAAGGAAUUUCCACGAAUGAACAUAAUAAUUCCGCCUGAACCAAGUCUUGCGAUCUUGACAGGCGCUGUUAUAUUUGGACACUGCCCGCAUUUAAUCGAACAAAGAGUGUCCAAGUUUAUAUAUGGUGUAAAACUCAAGCGGGAAUUUGUUAAAGGACGCGAUCCUAAAGAAAAACGUAUUAAAACAGACGCCGGCAUUCGUUGUGAUGACCAUUUUCAUAUUAUGGUGCAGUCUGGGGAACCGCUAUCUAUUGAUGAUUAUCAGUUCGAAGAGAGAUUCCCAAUAUCGUUCAUAUAUCAAAAAUUCGUGAAAGUUGAGCUAUAUACUACGACAAUCAAACACGUAAAAUUUGUCACAGAUAAAGGAUGUAAAAGGAUAGGUUCUGUGACUGUUCCGGUUUCUGGUAGAGGUAUUGAUCGACGGGUUAUUAUUCGACUUAAGUUUGGGGGCACCGAACUAAGACUUGAAUGCGAAGAAGAAGAUACGGGUCUUAUAACUAGCAAGUUCAUUGAUUCAUUUGAUUAACCCACUUUAUAUAUGAUAUUUUAAACUUUCUCAGUGAUAAACAUUACCAUAUGUGCUGCGGACAGGACUCUCAUUUGACAAACGAUUUAGAGAAAGAUUUCCAUUCACGUUGAAACGGACAAAGUUAUCGGAGUUAUGGGAAGACUAAUUCAGGUGAAUGUGCUUUUUGAAUAAAACAUUACUCAGACAAUGAGGUUGACGGUGUGUAAAUAACAGAAAUGGCAAAAACAAUAAAUAGUAAAUAUCUAA
Messenger RNA from Dreissena polymorpha, 2092 nucleotides. RefSeq names its product heat shock 70 kDa protein 12A-like. Lineage: Eukaryota; Metazoa; Mollusca; Bivalvia; Myida; Dreissenidae. Gene Ontology annotation, molecular function: ATP-dependent protein folding chaperone; ATP binding. The transcript has 9 exons. The record is from RefSeq and is a predicted model, not a curated record. The coding region runs from base 143 to 1843 and encodes 566 amino acids.